Molecule: messenger RNA, 4216 nt
Organism: Ceratitis capitata (Mediterranean fruit fly)
Lineage: Eukaryota; Metazoa; Arthropoda; Insecta; Diptera; Tephritidae
Gene: Sec24AB
Product: protein transport protein Sec24A
Exons: 16
Coding region: 347-4138 (1263 amino acids)
Biological process (GO): endoplasmic reticulum to Golgi vesicle-mediated transport; COPII-coated vesicle cargo loading; intracellular protein transport
Cellular component (GO): endoplasmic reticulum exit site; COPII vesicle coat
Molecular function (GO): SNARE binding; zinc ion binding
Source: RefSeq, a predicted model, not a curated record
UUUCAACACAAUUUUUUUUUCGAAAAUAAUCAUCUGGUAUGGCAUCACCGAAGGCCACGUCAAUUUUUGCUGAAAAAUUUGUGUCCAAUUGCUAAUUCUUUUUUUAAUCUCUUUCGUUCUCUUUGCAUUUUGCUUUGCAUUUGCAGUUCAAUGAAAAUUUAUCGGACCAAUUUUGUGGUGUCAGUUUAUUAAUUUUCCGAAUUAAUUAAAUUUAUUUAACCUUAUAUAUCUGUAGAACGUUUGUCGCCUGGUUCUCAAAAGGUGGUGAUAAAAAAUUUCGCUGAACAAAAGCAGCGAAGAAAAGUGUGUAUUUAGUUCUAUGAAUUAAGCAAAGCCUAAACUCAAUAUGUCUGGCUAUGCGAAUACGAAUUACGGCCCUCCGCCAAUGGGGCAAUCAAAUUUGAUGAAUGGCUUACCAGCAGCGUCACAACAUCCUCCCGGUGCACCAGGAGCGACUGCCGGCAUUGUCGCACCGCCACCGUCAUUCUCAACGGCUGAGCAGCAGUUUCAACAACAACAGCAAAUAUUACAACAAAAACAGCAAUUGCAACAACAACAACAACAGCAGCAACCGCCUCAGUUGUUGUUGAGUCAACCCGGUAUAGGAUUACAAAGUAAUAUGAGUAAAUUUUUGCCACCAACAUCUAAUGUAGCUAAUGGACCAGCACCAGCAAGACCCCUAACAGCAGCUACAACGGCAUCGCAAGCUCCAGUCAGCAAUUUGCCACCGCAUAUGAGACCGCCUGGCAUGAAUAGUACACCUGUUGGUGGUGGUGGUAGUGUGCCUCUAACUAACGGAGGUGGUGGCAGCGGUGAUUUGAGUACAAAUUCCUCGCGUACAGCAUCACCAUCGUUGGCACAGCAGACGCAGUAUGGUGCACAUGCAGCGAGGCCGCCACUAAGUCAAGCGCCUAGUGGUAAUGUGACACCCACUAAUCCGCAAUACGCCGCAGCCGCCAGUGUGCAAGGACUGUCGGGCAGUAUGCAGAACUUAAGUAUUAAUCGUAACAAUGGUAUGCCGGCAGCAAAUACAAACCCGUCACAACAACAGUCAUUUCCUCAAAAUUAUCAGGACAAUUUCCGCACGAAUGCCAUGAAUGCACCUACACCAUUGGCUACACAACCACCAGGAGCGCAAGCAAACAUGCCGCCGCCAAUCUCAUCAGCGCCUUUUGCCGGUAUUAGACCAUUGCAACCGCCAACUACACCUACAGCAAACACUUCCCAUAGCCAAACUGCACCAACGCAAACUUUGAACUCUACAGCUGGAGUACCACCAACGUCAACACAAUAUCCCCUUCCACCAGCUAGUAAUGCAGCUAUGUUUGGCACAUCGCGUGCACCGCCUUUGGUAGCGAAUGCAUCGCUGGGCGGACAACAGCAAGCCUUACCACUUUCAAAUGCAAACUAUGCUCCCGGCUCGACAACUGGCACGACACAGCCACCGUUGCCAACUGCUAGUGUUGCACAACAACAAAAUCAGUUGAAUAAUAAUACGCAGCAGCAGGGUUCGACGCAACGCAGGCCAAUGUAUCCAACUGGUCCGAUGCCACCAAUGCCAGGCACGGCUUUAGCGCAACAACAGCAACAGCAACAGGCACAGCAGCCAUAUGGACAAGUGUAUCAACAACCACAACAACAACAGCAGCAGCAGCAGCCACCCCAACCCCAACCAGGUCUAUUUAAUGGUCAGCCAAAUACAGCACCUCUGCAAUACCAAUCGCAGCCUUACAUGCAGCAACCAUCGCCGCAACAAGUACUGCAGAAACACUAUCCACCACAACAACAACAACAGCAGCAGCAACAAAAUUAUCCAACACCAAGUGGCGGUGCUUAUAAUCAACAAAUGAGCGUUACACAGGCGGGUUUCAGUCGUCUAUGGGGACAAGAUACCAUUGAUCUGAUGCAAAAUCGUCAUAUUUUAUCGCCAGCCACUUUGCAACCCCCACGUAUUGUGCUUAACAAUCAAUUUCACGAAUCGAUUAAUUGUAAUCAGCACAUUAUGCGCUGUACUAUGGCCAAAAUACCAGAGAGCAAUUCUUUGCUGCAAAAGUCUCGUUUGCCAUUGGGCAUAUUGAUUCAUCCAUUCCGUGAUAUUAAUAGUUUACCAGUAAUUCAAUGUCCUAGUAUUGUGCGUUGUCGCCUAUGUCGCACUUACAUAAAUCCUUUUGUAUAUUUUGUAGACAGUAAAAUGUGGAAGUGCAAUCUUUGUUAUCGAGUUAACGAGUUGCCAGAUGAUUUCCAAUAUGAUCCAGCAACGAAAACUUAUGGCGAUGUCACACGUCGUCCAGAGGUCCGUUCGAGUACCAUUGAAUUUAUUGCGCCCUCUGAAUAUAUGUUACGCCCACCACAACCUGCCGUCUAUUUGUUCCUUUUCGAUGUGUCCAUCAUAGCCCAACAAAGUGGCUAUCUUGAGAAUAUCUGUGCUUUGCUGAACAACCACUUGGAUGGUAUGCCUGGCGAUGCACGCACACAAAUUGGUUUUAUUGCCUACAAUAGUCAGGUGCAUUUCUACAGCAUGGCUGAGGGUUAUAAUCAGCCGCACGAAUUGACUUUGAUCGAUAUUGACGAUCCAUUUUUGCCACGACCUGACAAUCUGUUGGUGAACUUGAAGGAGUGUAGGGAGUUAGUAAGUGAUUUACUAACACAACUACCGUCACGUUUCGCCGAUACGCAUGAUCCGGGCUCGGCACUGGGUGCUGCUUUGCAAGUUGCUUAUAAGUUGAUGCAAUCUCAUGGCGGUCGGGUAACUGUUUUCCAAACGUGCCUUCCCAAUAAGGGACCUGGUUCGUUGGAACCGCGUGAAGAUCCUAAUAAUCGCUCCGCAAAGGAUGUAGCUCAUUUAAAUCCAGCUACAGAUUUCUAUAAACGUUAUGCUCUAGAAUGUUCGGCCUAUCAAAUAGCUGUGGAUUUGUUUUUGUUAAAUCAACAGUACAGUGAUUUGGCAACGAUAUCGGGUAUUAGCAAACAUAGCGGCGGCUGCGUAUAUCAUUUUCCACUUUAUCAGAAAACAAAGCUGCCAGCAGUGGAAUCAUUAAAACAGUGUUUCAAACGUUAUUUGGUGCGUAAAAUCGGUUUUGAGGCUGUCAUGCGUAUACGCUGUACGCGCGGUUUGCAGGUGCACACAUUCCAUGGCAAUUUCUUUGUGCGCUCAACUGAUUUGCUAUCGUUACCAAAUGUCAAUCCGGAUGCUGGUUAUGGCAUGCAGAUAUCUUACGAUGAGUCCUUAAGUGAAGCGAAAACGGUUUGCUUCCAAGCAGCUCUACUCUAUACAAAUAGUGAUGGUGAACGUCGUAUACGUGUGCAUACAAUGUGCCUACCCGUAACUUCUUCACUGCCUGAAGUUAUGCAUGCCGCCGAUACGGAAGCCAUAAUUUCAUUGCUUUCGAAAAUGGCUGUUGAUCGUUCGCUGACGUCAAAUGUGGCCGAUGCACGUGAGGCGUUCAUAAAUGCAACUGUAGAUAUAUUUAAUGCAUUUAAAAUUGCACAAAAUCUACCAUCAGGCCAAACUGGUCAAUUGAUUGCGCCGCGAAGUUUAGCAUUGUUACCAAUAUAUAUAUCGGCAUUACUCAAACAUCCCGCUUUUCGUAUAGGCACAAGCACACGACUCGAUGAUCGUGUAUAUGCUAUGGAUUGUAUGAAAUCAUUGCCAUUGGAUCAGUUAAUGAAAUUUAUUUACCCUGAAUUUUAUUUAAUUGACUCACUGUUUUAUCCGCAAACUAAAACGCAGGAAGAAGAUGACGAUGAUGAUGUACCGGAAUUGCCACGUUUACAGCUAUCAGCGGAGUUCUUGGAUUCACGUUCAAUAUUUCUGUUGGAUUGUGGCCAUUUAAUUAUCUUAUAUGUUGGUCUAAAUGCACCCGCGAGUGUGCUGGAAGAUAUAUUUGGUGUUAAAUCGACAGCAGAAAUUCCUGAUUAUUCCUAUGGAUUGCCAAAUUUGGAAAGUACAGCUAGUGCAACAUUAAAGAAAUUUAUUUUGCAUUUGAAUGACGAUAAACCAUAUACGCCAUUGAUACAGAUUAUAAGGGACACAAGCACGGCCAAGCCGCAAUUUAUUGAGAAAUUAGUCGAUGAUCGUAGUGAAUCUAGUUUAUCGUAUUAUGAAUUUUUGCAACAUAUACGGACUCAGGUUAAAUAGUAUUUUGUAAGUGGAAAUUAAACGGAUUAAUUGAUUAUAAUAAUAAUAAUAAUACCAAUAAAAAUAAUAAUAAUAAAA